GUCUUGAAAGCUUAUAGUCUUCUAGUGAUCUUAUACUUUUAGACCUACAAAUGGCUGAAGACGAGCAGGAAUAUUAUGGUUAUUUUUAUGGAGAGGAAGAUAAAGGGUUGCUUGACCCCGCGUGGGAAAAGCAACAGAAAAAGACUUUUACGGCCUGGUGUAACUCGCACUUGAGGAAAUCAGGAAAGGCUAUCGAAACGAUGGAAGAAGACUUCAGAGAUGGGGUUUUACUAUUACUUCUUCUAGAAAGCCUUUCUGGGGAUAAGUUAACUGCAGAAAGGGGAAAGCUACGUUUUCAUCGUAUUGCAAAUGUUAACAAGGCAUUGGAUUUUGUAGCGUCUAAGGGAGUGAAACUGGUCUCUAUUGGUGCUGAAGAAAUCGUGGAUGGCAAUCUUAAGAUGACAUUGGGUAUGAUCUGGACAAUUAUUCUGCGGUUUGCUAUUCAAGAUAUUGCAAUCGAAGAUUCAUUUGCCAAAGAUGGAUUGCUACUCUGGUGCCAGAGAAAGACAGCUCCUUACAAGAAUGUCAAAGUUACGAACUUCCAUACCAGCUUCAAGGAUGGUCUUGCAUUCUGUGCCUUGAUUCACCGGCAUAGGCCUGAUUUGAUCGAGUAUGAAAAGCUAAGGAAGGAUGAUCCGAUGACAAAUUUGAACACAGCUUUCGAUGUUGCAGAAACUCAUCUUGAUAUUCCAAAAAUGUUGGAUCCUGAAGACAUGAUAGAUAAUGAAAGACCGGAUGAACGUGCUGUGAUGACGUACGUCUCCUCAUACUACCAUGCGCUGACCAGUUCCCAACAGGCUGACACAGCUGCCAAGAGGAUUGGUAAAGUUUUGACCAUCAACCGUGACAAUGAGAAAAUGAUGGAAGAUUAUGAGACCUUGGCAAGCGAUCUUAUGGACUGGAUCAACAAGACGCUUCCUCGAUUCAAAAACAGGGACAGUGAUGGUACUCUGGCUGAUAUGCAGAAAAAGCUAGAGGAGCUAAGGAACUACAGAGGAGGAGAAAAACCUCCCAAAGUGGAAGAUAAAGGAGCUCUGGAGACCAACUUCAACACUCUUCAAACUAAACUAAGACUGAGCAACAGACCUGCAUUCCUUCCCACUGAAGGCAAAAUGAUCAACGACAUCAAUGAUGCUUGGGGAAAUCUGGAAGCUGCAGAGAAGGACUUUGAAGACUGGCUGCUAACAGAGAUGAGAAGAAUGGAACGAUUAGACCAUUUGGCACAAAAGUUUAAGCAUAAGUGCGAUAUCCAUGAGGCUUGGACAGAUGGUAAAGAUGUAACUCUUUCCAGAGAUGACUUUUCUGAUGCUUCACUGCCUGACAUUUUGGCUUUGAUGAAGAAGCAUGAAGCAUUUGAAAGUGAUCUAGCUGCUCACCAAGACAGAGUGGACCAGAUUGUUGCCAUUGCACAAGAGCUCAAUGCAUUAGAGUACAGUGAAAUUGACAAAGUCAAUUCCAGAUGCCAGAAAAUCUGUGACAACUGGAAAGACCUUGGUGAACUGACCAUGCAUCGUCUUCAAAAGCUUGAGGAAACGGAGCAAUGUCUUCAGCAACUUGACAAUCUCCGUCUGGAGUUUGCAAAGAAAGCUGCUCCUUUCAACAACUGGCUUGAGAGUGCAAGAGAAGAUCUCAUGGACAUGUUCAUUGUUCACACAGUAGAAGAAAUUCAGGAACUGCUUGAUGCCCAUGAAGCUUUCAAGGCCAAUAUGCCUGCAGCUGAGAAUGAGUAUCAGGCAAUCAUAGAAAUAGCUGAACAAAUCAAACAGCUCAGCUCACAGGAUAAUCCUUACACUUCUCUGACAGGCGAGGAUAUUAAAACAGCAUGGAAUGAAGUACUAAAUCUUGUACCCCAGCGUGAUGCUUCUUUGAGAGAAGAGAGAUCAAAACAGGAGCGAAAUGAAACCCUUCGUAUUGACUUUGCCAAAAAAGCCAAUGUGGUUGGACCUUGGAUUCAGCAACAGGGAGAAAACCUCCGUUCAAUUGGCUUCCACAUGACAGGCACCCUAGAGAAAAAUCUCGGCCUCCUUCAAGAGCUAGAAACUCUUAUCGCCAACUACAAGCCCAACAUGGAUGAACUUGAAGCAAUCAACCAGCAAGUACAACAAGCUCUUAUCUUUGAAAACACCCAUACCAAGUACACCAUGGAGGCUCUCCGUAUUGGCUGGGAACAACUUCUUACAGCCACGGCAAGAAACAUAAAUGAAGUAGAGAACCAGAUUUUGACGCGAGACUCAAAGGGAAUCACAGAAGAACAAAUGAAAGAAUUCCGUGCAUCCUUCAACUUCUUCGACAAGGAUGAAAAUGGCAAACUGGAAAAACACGAAUUCAAACAGUGUCUUGUUAGUUUAGGAUACAACGUAAAGGAGGGCGAAAAGGGCGACAAAGAGUUUGAGCGUCUGAUGACCAUUGUAGAUCCUAAUAAUACAAAGAAGGUAACCUUCCAGGCGUUUGUAGACUUUAUGACGAGAGAAACUGCCGACUCUGAUACCGCAGAACAAGUCAUGGAAUCUUUCAGGAUUCUCGCUGGAGACAAGGCUUACAUCACUGCUGAGGAACUUCAACGCGAGUUACCACCCGACCAGGCUGAGUACUGUAUUGCUCGCAUGGCACCCUAUGAGGGCAAGGAUGCUGUCCCAGGAGCUUUAGAUUACAUGUCCUUCUCCACGGCACUUUAUGGAGAGAGUGACCUUUAAUGAUACCAAAUUACGACCCUUUCCCGUCUGCCUUAACUAGCCCCCUUAAUUACCUAAAAAUCUCAGACAGGUGACGUUGCUAGGAAUCUAGAUAUUCAUAAAUUUUUUAUAUCUAAUUCUGAUAGUUUGGUAAUGAUAAUAAAAAGUGCAUAGGAGUACGCAAAAGAUUUAUUUGGCAGACUACUUAAUCCUUGGUUUACAGUAUUCCUUGAUAAAUCAAUGAUAAACGUUUGGCAGCUAUGUUGGAUGACGUCAUCAAACAUGGCUACCAUGACGUCACAUGCAAAUCAAGAGAUGAACUAUAAAAAUAAUCAAACCUUUUAAAAAAACUUAUUUUUGUCUUUCGUAGAAACGGAUUCCCCUUCACAGAGAUUUUAAAAUAUUUUUGCGAAAUAUGAAAACAUCAUUAUCACGUUUUAGACAAAUUGGAUCUUUAGUUGUACACUUUUGAACUUGCCAAACUCUAUUGUAGUCUUAUAACAAACUACAACAUAUAUAUUAUUUGAACUCCUUGUUAAUCUGUAUUACGGUCCACAUUUCUCAUCUGAAUCCUGUUGCAGAAAUAAUCUUCUUGUCAUUAGAAAACUACACUCAGAUCUAGAAUUGUGUAACAUUCACUAAGUCGUAGGUUGUUCAAUUUGGUCACGAAAGGAUUGAAAAACCUGGUAAGAAAUCUUGCAGUAUUCGUUACAAAAACAUCGCAUUAUUUUGUAUCACAACUUAAUAAAUCUUUCGUUACUUGACCCUCGUAACCAUAACUCAUAAGUGUCUAGAGCCUAGAAGUGUGACAAUACAAGGAAAAGUAAUGGUAAAAUGGAAGAAUAGUUUGUAAUUUAAUAAAAGAUAAAAACGCAGUUAUUAUUUUGUUCUAGUUUGAGAGUAAUUAGUACUGGUGUAUGUGUGAAGGUUGUCUCUGGACUGACUGAUGGGGAAAUCUCUUCUUCCCAAUAAACAUUUUAUAUCUA
Actinia tenebrosa (Australian red waratah sea anemone) is the source of this 3658-nucleotide messenger RNA. Its product is annotated as alpha-actinin-1. Gene Ontology annotation, molecular function: protein binding; calcium ion binding. Lineage: Eukaryota; Metazoa; Cnidaria; Anthozoa; Actiniaria; Actiniidae. The record is from RefSeq and is a predicted model, not a curated record.